GUGUGUGUGUACAGUCAGAUCUUUGAGCCAUGCGCCUCCCUGGUCCACUUUAGUUCAGUGUUUUGGAGCCUGACCUGGUUUCGGUGGACGGCUGAGAGAAGCAUGAGAACUGGGACCCAGCAGCUCACAGGACGAUCGAGCUGAACCCCUCAGGAUAAUCGGUAGGGAACCAUGUACAGCUCGCCGAGCCCCAAGCAGGCCUGCGGGCCCGGGCUGACAGACAUGCAGCAGUACCACCAGUGGCUCUCCAGUCGACACGAAGCCAGCCUGCUGCCCAUGAAGGAAGACCUGGCCCUGUGGCUCUCCAACAUCCUCGGUCUGGAAAUCACCGCAGAGAGCUUCAUGGAUCAGUUAGACAAUGGCUUCCUGCUGUGCCAGCUGGCCGAGACGCUGCAGGAGAAGUUCAGACAAAUGAACGGAGGCCUGCCUGCUCCUGGCAGCAGCAAGACAAGACUCCCUCACCGGAGGAUACCGUGUCGACGGAGUGCUCCCUCCGGCUCUUUCUUCGCUCGGGACAACACCGCCAACUUCCUGUCCUGGUGCCGCGAGGUCGGAGUCGGAGACACCUGUCUCUUUGAGUCAGAAGACUUAGUUCUUCACAAGCAGCCAAGAGAGGUGUGCCUCUGUCUUUUAGAACUGGGUCGGAUCGCAUCACGUUACAACGUAGAGCCUCCAGGUCUGAUAAAACUGGAGAAGGAGAUUGAACAAGAGGAGAAAGGCCCUUUCCCUCCUCCGUUACCCGGACCCCCAGCCCAGCUUGUCCCUUCAUCCCCCUCUUCAUCGUCCUCUCCAUCCUCUCCAUCCUCUCCAUCCUCUCCGUCCCCACCUCAAACUCCAACCAAAGUGACUCUGAGCAAAAAAAGCACAGGGAAGCUUUUGGAUGAUGCGGUACGACACAUCGCUGAUGAUCCUCCCUGCAGGUGUGCCAAUAAGUUUUGUGUGGAGAGACAGUCGCAGGGUCGUUACCGAGUCGGCGAGAAGAUGCUCUUUAUACGACCAGGUGAAGACGCUUUAAUUACAGCUGCUCUUGUGGUUUCCCAUGCAGCCGGACGGCUGGAUGACGGCCGGUUCCAGUGGGAUGACAGGGACAUCCUGCAGAGUUUCACUCCACAGAAACCUAUGCUGCACAACAAGCAUGUGAUGGUGCGAGUCGGUGGAGGCUGGGAGACCUUCGAGAGCUACCUGCUGAAACAUGACCCCUGCCGGAUGCUACAAAUUUCCAGAGUGGAGGGAAAGAUAUCCCCCAUCAGCACCAAGUCCCCCAACAUCAAGGACCUGAGCCCGGACAGCUACCUGGUAGUGGCGGCCCACUACCGCAGCAAGAAGUGAAGACAUGUUAAUGAAAGGACAGAGGACUUUGUGCCAUUUCCUGGAUAAAGGUUCGGGGCAUCGCUGAGCAACAUCUUUGUUUCUGUACAUGUACAUGUUGACACAUCUGUAAAAUAAUAAUGA
Nematolebias whitei (Rio pearlfish) is the source of this 1452-nucleotide messenger RNA. It is a transcript of the gene gas2a, whose product is annotated as growth arrest-specific protein 2. Bases 172 to 1329 code for a protein of 385 amino acids. Gene Ontology annotation, molecular function: cytoskeletal adaptor activity; microtubule binding; actin filament binding. The record is from RefSeq and is a predicted model, not a curated record. Gene Ontology annotation, biological process: actin crosslink formation. Lineage: Eukaryota; Metazoa; Chordata; Actinopteri; Cyprinodontiformes; Rivulidae. Gene Ontology annotation, cellular component: actin filament. The transcript has 9 exons.